Molecule: messenger RNA, 600 nt
Organism: Diaporthe batatas
Lineage: Eukaryota; Fungi; Ascomycota; Sordariomycetes; Diaporthales; Diaporthaceae
Exons: 1
Coding region: 1-600 (199 amino acids)
Source: RefSeq, a predicted model, not a curated record
AUGGGUGCUUACACCACGGACUCCGAUUCGGAGGAUUUUUGCGAGAAGACGCAGACGACAACCGCCCCCAAGCAGUCAUACUGCCCAUUCGUCUUGAUCAGGCAGUAUCGCAAGGACCGUCAAGAGAAACGAGACCAGGAGCGCCGCACGAAAAUUGAGAAUAUUCGUGAGCAGGUCAACAAGAGUCGCAAGAAUCUCAAGAAUAACCAGGAGACCCCUUGGCGGCGUGCGACCUCCACGGAACAGAGGCGUGAGGUCUUUGAACAUGGAGUGGAAGCUGGCUCGUUCCGCAUUUAUGGCUGCACAUACAAGAAAGGUCGGAAGUGCAAGCUUACGUGGACGUCGGUCAGAGGGGGGUAUAGCUCGAGUGUGAUACAUGACCUGCGCACUGUACAGGGCCGCGAUGAGGCUUUCAAAUGGUGGGACGAGUCUCAUGCACGUGAGAGCAAGGCCAUCACUCGUUCCGUGUCAAGGUGCGAUUCCUGGGAGGCGCGCUACCUCGAAUACAUCAAGAAUCAUGAUUCCCAUCUGCGGGACUUGCUUCUCAAGGGUGACCCAACCAGGUGGUCACGCGUCAAGGUCGAAAUUCUUUUUGACUGA